AUGGAUUUGCAAAAAAACAUUUGCUUAUUUUUUGACUCAUGUAGACUGUGCCUAAAAGAACCAGGACUGUACAAUAUAUAUGAAGAAACACACUUACAGAGAGAUAUUUUUAUUUGCACUAGUAUAAAGGUAUCCAUUACAGAUAAUCUGCCAGAGAGAAUUUGUUACAAUUGCUACGAUAUUAUUAAAAAGGCAAUUGAUUUUCGAGAUAUAUCAAUGAAAAAUGAUUCACAUCUUAAAUCUUUAUUUGCUGACGACGAGAUUGGUGAAGAUUUGAAAGACAUAAAAGAUGCAACUACACAAAUCAAAAACACACAUUCCGUUAAAGACCUUCAAAGUGAGAAUCUAAAAAUAAUCAAAAAUUCAAAUGAGGAUGUAAAAUCACGUGAAGCUGAAUCUGGCUCAACAAGAUCGAGUACAAUAUCAAUAAGAAAAGAUUUAUUUCCAAGUCCAGAAAAGGUUUCGCACACCAUCACAAAUAGUGUGCAAGACAGCAAUGGAAUUAAAAGGAUGAAGCUUGAGAAAACAGAAGUUCUUGAGUAUAAAUGUGGGGAAUGCUCCAAGACCUAUGAUACUUGGAAAAAGUUGUAUUUACAUGUACGACUACACAAUAAAAAUAUUGUCUGCCCACUAGACCUAUGUAGUAAAAAGUUUGCAACCAAGGGCGACUUGGAGAAGCACAUACGCACUCAUACAGGUGAAAAACCGUAUCAAUGUAGCCUUUGUGAACGGAGUUUUGCACAAAGGGGAUCAUUAAAAAGUCACAGAGAAACUGUACAUAUUGGUGCAGUAAGUCCUACAAGAGGAUCAUAA
Parnassius mnemosyne (clouded apollo) is the source of this 813-nucleotide messenger RNA. Lineage: Eukaryota; Metazoa; Arthropoda; Insecta; Lepidoptera; Papilionidae. The record is from the annotation of a GenBank genome assembly.